AUGUCGGAUGAAGGUGCCCACUUCGAGCACAAGGCUGAUACCGGAGCCUCCAAGACCUACCCCCAACAAGCUGGAACCAUCCGUAAGAAUGGCUACAUCAUCAUUAAGAAUAGGCCCUGCAAGGUUUUUGAAGUCUCCACUUCCAAAACUGGCAAGCAUGGACAUGCGAAGUGCCACUUUGUUGGAAUUGAUAUUUUCAGUGGAAAGAAGCUCAAAGAUUUUGUUCCUUCCUCCUAUAACUGUGAUGUCCCUCAUGUCAACAACGCUGAUCUCCAGCUGAUUGACAUCUCUGAAGAUGGAUUUGUGUCUUUCCCACUGAAAGUGGAGGUACUAAAGAUGACCUAAUCGAAGCUCCCCACAGAUGAUAAUAUGCUUGCCCAGAUUAAAAACAAUUUUGAGGAAGGAAAGGAUCUGGUUCUAAGGGCGAUGUCUGCAAUGGGUGAAGACCAAAUUUGCAUCGUGAAGGAUAUUGUUAAAAAUUAGAGUGAACCUCAAAACAAGUCAUCAACCUUUAAUAUAUUCUCACUCUAGGUCAUCAAUUAAAUUUAUUUGUAACACAGGUUACGUUACUUAAGUUUUAAUCCAUUUCAGAU
Messenger RNA from Oldenlandia corymbosa var. corymbosa, 593 nucleotides. NCBI's taxonomy places the organism in Eukaryota, Viridiplantae, Streptophyta, Magnoliopsida, Gentianales, Rubiaceae. The record is from the annotation of a GenBank genome assembly.